Molecule: messenger RNA, 1203 nt
Organism: Trematosphaeria pertusa
Lineage: Eukaryota; Fungi; Ascomycota; Dothideomycetes; Pleosporales; Trematosphaeriaceae
Product: Ser/Thr protein phosphatase-like protein catalytic subunit
Exons: 3
Coding region: 165-1118 (317 amino acids)
Biological process (GO): peptidyl-serine dephosphorylation
Cellular component (GO): FAR/SIP/STRIPAK complex
Molecular function (GO): protein serine/threonine phosphatase activity
Source: RefSeq, a predicted model, not a curated record
CUCGCCCGUCCUGCUCUCACGCCGCCACCCCCGCCGUCGCAUGCCUCGAUGAGCCUCCGAGAAUGAUUGUGCGAUAUCGACAUCUGCUCGCGACCAGUAUAGACUCCAUACCCUGAGCCCGUCGCGAAUGCAGGAGCAUCCGUCCCGCCCUUACCAAUACUACCAUGCCCGGUCUUCCCUCUACCGUCGACCUCGAUGAGUGCAUCUCGCGGCUGUACAAGAAGGAGCUGCUCGCCGAGUCUGUCAUCGAGGCAAUAUGCGCGAAGACGAAGGAGCUGCUCAUGAAAGAGAGCAAUGUGGUGCAUAUCAAGGCGCCCGUGACCGUUGUCGGCGACAUACACGGCCAGUUCUUCGACAUGAUUGAGAUAUUCAAGAUUGGCGGGCCUUGUCCGGACACCAACUACCUCUUCCUGGGCGAUUAUGUCGACCGCGGUCUCUUUUCCGUCGAAACGAUUUCGUUGCUUGUCUGCCUCAAGCUCCGCUACCCGCACCGAGUCCACCUUAUUCGCGGGAACCACGAGUCUCGCGGCGUCACGCAGUCCUACGGUUUCUACACCGAGUGCUCUCGAAAAUACGGGAAUGCGAACGUAUGGCACUACUUUACCGACAUGUUUGAUUUCCUCACCCUUUCGGUGGUGAUCAACGACCAGAUAUUCUGCGUCCACGGCGGCCUGUCGCCCUCCAUACACUCGAUCGAUCAAAUCAAGAUCAUUGACCGCUUCCGGGAAAUACCUCACGAAGGGCCCAUGGCGGAUCUUGUGUGGAGUGAUCCAGAUCCAGAAAGAGAUGAAUUUUCGCUCAGCCCGAGAGGGGCGGGGUAUACGUUUGGGGCUCAGGUGGUCAAGAAAUUCCUGGAGGUCAAUGCCAUGUCCCACAUAUUACGGGCACACCAGCUAUGUCAGGAAGGAUUUCAAGUGUUAUACGACGAUCGUUUAAGCACAGUAUGGAGCGCACCGAACUACUGUUAUCGAUGCGGGAAUAUGGCAAGCGUGCUGGAAGUUAGCGAUACCGGGGAAAGGUUUUUCAACGUUUUCGAUGCAAGCCCGGACAACGACGUACACCGGGCGGAACAGCAGCAGCAACAAGGGAAGGAGGUAACGACGGAGUACUUCCUAUGAUACCCUUAACAAGCGCAGUGUAUAUACGUCAGGAAUGCGGUUUGGGAUGACGGCGUUGGUAAUAGCGGCCUAGGGCUACGUGGCG